GCGUUCAUAGCUUUUUCCACUAUUAAUGUAGCCUAUAACCUGUGGAACUAAAUUGAAAACUUGUUUAGCUUGGUUUUCAUUCCCCCACCAGAGAUACAAAAACAACAUAGAAGUACUUAUUCGCAAGGCUUGGGCAAAGAGCGAAGUGCCUCAGAUAAAACGUCAGUCUAUUUGUUGAAGGGUGGGAUGCAAGGUGUGAAAGUUCCGCUUGAGGGCGCUGUUUAAUUUCUAAUGUCUUCAAGCCGCUCCAUUGAGGUGACUCUUGAAGCACAUUCUUUGACUCGACCAGCGGUUUCCAUGCCGACCGAGCAGCCUCAACGGACGCUCAAAUGUCAACAAUAACGAUUUAGCGAUCAACUCUCCCGAGGAAAUUAAAGCCGGGUAAAAUAAGUCAAUUCGAUUUACUGUAGAUAUGGACUUUAGGAUGAAAGCGUGUCAAGUGAGGAGGAAUCAGACUGAGUUGAAAACGUGUUCAUGACGCUUGUUGCUUUUGUCAGUCGCACUUGGUUGCCUUUAUGGUCCUGUCAGGCUCACUUUCAUCUUUUAAUUAGGGCGCACAACUAGGAAACAUCCUUAUUUAGGAGAGUUGUUUUCUUCCAGUUAUGUUUCAUAAUUGAGACAGAUUCGUACUCGAUUGGUUUUGAAGGGGUUCCAAACAGGUCAUGACCGAAGUUCGCGUCCGCGUGGCGGUUCGGUUGCGUCCCCUUCUACCUAGGGAGCUCCUGCACGCCCACCGGGAAUGUCUGCGUGUGGUUCCCGGCGCCCCGCAGGUUAUUCUCGGCUCCGACCAGCUUUUCUCUUUCGAUCACGCCUUCGGGCCGACCGCCACCCAGGGUGAAGUGUAUGAGUCGUGCGUGAGGCCGCUGACCAGAUGCCUGCUGGACGGAAUCAACGCCACCGUCUUCUGCUACGGGCAGACCGGCUCCGGGAAGACCUACACGCUCGGUGGUGGCAAGAUGGAUUCAGAAGGAGGCAUCAUCUCAUGCUUGGCCAAGGAUGUGUUCUCGCUGCUCGACAAAAGGCAGCACAGCAACGGCAUGGAAGUGACCGUGCGAGUGUCGUAUUUGGAGCUGUACAAGGAGGAGCUGCGUGACCUUCUGGAGCUCGAUACCUCUCACAAAGACCUUCAGAUCAGAGACGACUUUAAGGGAAACACAGUGGUUGUGGGUGCCAAGGAAGUGGUGGUCUCCUCCUCCGAAGAGCUCCUCAACGUCUUGGAGUUGGGCAAUGCGUUGCGCCAAACGGGCACCACCCGUAUGAACGAGCACUCAAGCCGCUCCCACACCGUCCUCACGCUGUGGCUCCGCCAGAGACUCCCCGCCGGGCCUGAUAGACCAGAGCGCCUCUCAAAGUUCUGCGUGGUGGAUUUGGCUGGAUCGGAGCGUGUGGGCAAGACUGGAAACACGGGUGUCCGCUUCGAGGAGUCGGUGCACAUUAACACGGGCCUGCUGGCGCUGGGCAACGUCAUACGGGCCUUGGCCCAUCCCGGGCGUCAACGCAGCAGCUACAUUCCGUACCGCCACGCCAAGAUCACCCGGCUCCUACGGGACUCGUUGGGGGGCAACGCCUGCACCCUCAUGAUGGCGUGCGUAAGCCCGUCUCACCACAGCUUUGCCGAGAGCUUGAGCGUGCUCAAAUUCGCCUCCAAGUCUCACCGCAUUCGUCACCAUGUCGAGAUGGCAAUGCCCGAACAAGACUCUGAGGAGACCACCAUGUUGACUUCUGAUGACCCGACUAACAAGGACAUCCAGCCUCCAUCAGGAACUGAUUCCACAGCAGAACAGGAAGUGAGCCCCAGGGAAGCGUCUUCCUACUCCUCACUGGUGCAGCAGGCUGCGGCUCUCCUCGCAGAGGUCUGCGGACCCGAAUCUCAAAACGACGCUUUGAUAGGCAAAGUGCACGAGUGGCAGAAGAGGGCGAAGGCCGUCAGCCAAUCAUGUUGCGACGAUGACGUCAGCUGGUCAGAUGAGAGAGACUCGCCCCACCUGGUCACCAUCUCACAGCUUAGACAGGACCUCAAGAAGUGUCAGGAGUCUCUAGAGACAGAAGCCCAACUCGUGGCACAAAAAGAUGCCAAACUGAAACAAGUACAAAAAGAAGCGCAAGAACUCUUACAGAAGCAAAACAUCCUCCUGCAGACCUUUUGCGAAGAGAAGGCGCAGACGGAGCGAAUGGUGGACCAGCAGAUUCUGAUCGACCGCCUCCGCUGCGACCUGAUGGCCUUGCGGGGCAAAGGGUCAGCUGACUCCUGUAAGGCUCACCACAGACCACACAGUGCCAGCUUGAUACGACCCAGCUGUGGACACAUGUUGAUCAGUAAGCUUCGUCCCUGUCUGCCUACCGAGUCGCUAGAGAGGCUGAUGGCAACUUUUAAGAUAAGCAACCAGCUUCUCCAAAGUCAGGAGGAAGUGAAGGAUUUCUGUCCACUGCUGAAACAAACGGGAGAAAUACAAGGUCAACAGAAGGACAAUUUUGUUAGUGGACUUGGCUGGACCAGCAGGCAGAAGAAAUCAGCCCUGAAAGAAAAAGUCUUUGGAAUAGACCAACCAUCAAAACAAACAACUCAGCAGGCCACAUGGACCAAGCGACAAGCCACUGGGCGCAGUCGCCUGAAAGAUCAGAGGCAGAGAGCCGGUCUAAUCCAGAGGAGGAUUCAGAUGUUGUCAACAAACAUGUCCUUAAAAGAGGAGCUUGUCAAAGAAAUGGAAAAAACUGAGAAAGAAACGCUGGCGGCAGUCCGGCGCGAAGCGGGCGACCACCGAGAGGACGACGCGCUGGCUUGGCUGUCGGAGCAGAGCCGGCAGGCCCGCUUGGCGCUGCGUCACAGCCUGCAGCACAUGGAUCUGCAAAGGGCUCAGCUGCAGAGGAGCCUCAGGCGGCCCAGCCCGGAGAGUAGUGAAAACUCAGCAGAUUCAGAGCCUGACAGGCUGGACAGUGUUCGAGAAAGCAUAAACAAACUGUGGCCAAAGGAAAAGGCAGACGAGCCUUGUUGGCUGGAUGAGGCCGAAGAGCUGGAGCUGCUGCGGAGAGCCGCUCAACGGGAGCUGGAUGAAGAGUUGAGCAAGAGUGAGGAGGUGCGCCAGCGUAGGGAUGCGUGCCAGCAGCGCAAGAACGCACUGGAGACGGAGAGGCUGCGCUCCAGCCAGGUUUUGAGUCAGGACCUGCUGCGCGUGUCAAUGCGCUUGGAAACGCUGGAAGAGAAGACGGCGAGUGGUUCCAAGCAGGCGGCCAUGACGGAGCUGGAGAAAGAGAAAGAGAUGCUGAAACAGAAGAGAGAUAGCCUGGAUUCAAAGCUCAAGGACAGCGCGGUGCUCACUGUGGAGGAGGAGCAGUUGGAAGAAGCCGUGCAGGUCCUGGAAGCAGAGCUGGACUUCAAGCAGCGUUGCAUCCAAGACAAACAGGAGAAAGCCUGGAGCUCGUCGCAGCGACACAGCGCAUGCGUCUCCGACAUCACCGGGAAGCUAAGGGGGCUCUCGCAAUCCCAAGCUUCUGAGCUGCUCGUCAAAUACUUUGGCAAAGUGAUGGACCUUCGCCAAGCGGAAGCUUGUUUGCGAUUAUACUGUGAGGAGCUGGAGAUUUACUGUGCGGAGCAGGAGGAAGCACGUACGGAGCUGGAAGCCGCUGUGCAGAACUUGGCCUUGGACGCUGACCGCAGGCUCACCCAGCAGCAGCAGGAACACCACAGGAACAUGCGUUUUCUCAUGAGCAAACUCAAAGAGGGAGCUUCGUCAGGAGAAGCCCAGGAGGUGAUCAAGGGGCGUGUGCAAAACUUGGAGAAGGAGUUGUUCUUCUACAAGCACUGCAGCCGCAAGCUGAGGAAGCAGCUCAAAGAGUCCCAGUGCGCUGACCACAGUCCCCGCACUGAGGAGACUCUCCCGGAACUCAACUUGUCCAAAGACGGCAAAAGAUUUUCACGCCACCAGAGCCCAUCUUCGUCAUCUUCGUCGGCCGAGAACGCCAAAACCCCUGUCGACCACCAGAUUGGCGCGAUAGCCCGUUGCCACGGUUAUAGCGAACGCCGGCCACCUCACCCCCACGGGACGCGAGCCACCGUGGCGCUGCAUCGCAGGAAGCUGCGGGAGCUGACAGGGCCGGCGCGGGACUCCGUGGUGGACACCGGUAUCGAGAUGCUGUCGGACGACUCCCUGGAAGUGUCCACCGGCAGUGAAACACACGACUGUAGCAAUGUGAGGUCAGUGGGCCUUGACUCGUAAUUUUUACAAAUGUCUUUUCUUAGUUAAACAACUAAACAUUGCAUUAAGGUCAUGUCACAAAUACUUUUUUAAUUGUAUGAAUUAAUAUUAUGGUCACACACACGAUAGAAAAACACAAGACUCCAUUUUAUGUUGUUUUGUUUGUAACACUGCAAGACAGAACAAAUCCUGUUAGCUUUAAUAUUAGAAAAUGUUUGCUUGAACAGAAUCUUAGUUUUAAUAUUGAGAGGGAAAGAUUUUAUUCGACAUAGCUGUUGAUGUAAUUGUGUGAUUUUUAGAUUUAGACUCAACUUUAUUCAUCCCUUGGGAUUGCUCCCUCGGGAAAUUCUGGUUACAGUAGUUUACACAGAAAAAGUGCAAACGAGAAUACACAUUGCACAUGAGGAACAAAAAAAGAGGAGAGUAAUAAAUAAAGCGCAGAGCAAUAAAUAGUGUUGAGUAAGAAAUAAAUAAUAACAUUAAUAAUAAAUAAUAUGUCAAGUAAUAGUGUUGAAGGUGUCAAAAAUCAAAAACUUGGGUAUGCCAAUCAUGUGAGGUCUACCUUUGUAAUAUUGACAAAAAUCAUAACUCUUAUGAGAUUUU
Syngnathus acus (greater pipefish) is the source of this 4796-nucleotide messenger RNA. RefSeq names its product kinesin-like protein KIF27. The coding region runs from base 663 to 4214 and encodes 1183 amino acids. NCBI's taxonomy places the organism in Eukaryota, Metazoa, Chordata, Actinopteri, Syngnathiformes, Syngnathidae. The record is from RefSeq and is a predicted model, not a curated record. Gene Ontology annotation, biological process: mitotic spindle organization; microtubule-based movement. The transcript has 15 exons. Gene Ontology annotation, molecular function: ATP binding; microtubule motor activity; microtubule binding.